AUGUGCUCGUUUUCUUCCAUCUGCUGCGCAGCGAUCACAACGGCACGCCCUGUGAAGGACGGGAAGGACAAGGGCGGGCAAAAGGGGCCCCCCGACGCGGGCCCGUGCCCGCUGCCCAACCCGAAAGACGCUGAGGCUCUCGGGAAUCUGACGGCGAUUCUCGCCGCGCGGCUGAACGGAUCCGAAGUGGUUGGGGCGACGGGCGACGUCAACGCCACCGGGCGAGUCUGCCUCGCCGUCUUCGAGCUAGACGGCGACUACAACGUCCUCUACAGUGUCGUCACCUCCACCUCCGACGACGCCGAGCCGUUCGCCGCUUCGAUCUAUCAAGGCGCGGCGGGAGAGGCAGGAACCGCCGUUCAUAAUACUGUCGCGGCAGGGGAAACUGCCACGUGGGCAAAUCUUACUCGUCCGCCGCCUCCCCCGCCUAAGGGCAAGAAGAACAAGGGCACUCCGCCCGCCCCACCUCCUCCGAAGUACACUUAUGCCACUAACGGGACGUGGCUCAAAGCGAGUACGCUGUCCACGAUCGGCGGGCAGACACUGAAGGAGCUGGUGGUUUCCAUAAUCUCGACGCCGGACGGGUACUACGCGACAUUCGCGACCACUGAUUAUGAGUCGGGUGCGGCGCGGGGGCAGUUUCAGUCGGACCCGCUUCCGCCGCCGCCUAAGGGGAAGAAGGGCGGGAAGGAUGGCGGGAAGGAUGGCGGGAAGAAGGGCGGGAAGGAUGGUGGGAAGAAUGGAGGGGGCAAAAAUGGAGGCGAUUCGUUCGGCGCUCCUAUCGCUGUGUUGGAAGCGCGAGUCAACGGCUCCGAUGCUGACCUCAGCGGUGACGUCAACGCCACAGGCUGCAUUUCCCUCGCCGUCUUUCAGAGCGACGCUAACGACUACGACAUUACUUACUCCGUGCGCGUGAAUCUAACUGACUCUGGAGAGCCCACCAGCAUCGUCAUCAAGAAAGGCGCUGACGUGGCACUCACCGUGGACACCAGCGACGCCACAUGGCUCAAUAACACGCUCUCAGAUGCCGAGCGCGCCAAGCUGGGCGGCAAACCGAAGCCCAAGGGCAAGAAGGGCAAGCAGCCGCCUCCUCCGCCCCAACUUCCCCUUGGCUACGCCUACGAAAUGAUCGGUACUUGGCUAAGCGCCAGUACUUUGACGGCGGAUAACGGGCAGACGUAUAAGGAGCUGGUUGAUGCCAUUCUGGCUGCUCCUGAUGCUUACUCCGCUCUCAUCUACACCAAGACUUUCGAGAACGGUGCAGCGAACGGGGCUUUCCUCAAAGUCACCAAGGGUGGUCGUGAAGGGUCUAGCAAAUUGGCCAUUAAAGCCAGCCUAUUGGAUGCAGAAGAGUCCUUGUACCCCAGUGAGUUGGCCAUCAAAGUCAGAAACGGACUUGCCUGA
Messenger RNA from Closterium sp. NIES-65, 1404 nucleotides. Lineage: Eukaryota; Viridiplantae; Streptophyta; Zygnematophyceae; Desmidiales; Closteriaceae. The record is from the annotation of a GenBank genome assembly.